Molecule: messenger RNA, 1812 nt
Organism: Aegilops tauschii subsp. strangulata
Lineage: Eukaryota; Viridiplantae; Streptophyta; Magnoliopsida; Poales; Poaceae
Product: putative F-box protein At4g22660
Molecular function (GO): protein binding
Source: RefSeq, a predicted model, not a curated record
CCCCAGUCUCAAUCGAAGCCAAGGAACCAAAACCAGUGGCUCCGCUCGUCGCCUUCGCCCUGCGCCGCCGCAGUCCAGCAACCCCCCAAGCCAUAUGCCCCCGCCAUGGCAGCCCUCAACUUACGCCACCGGCACAAUAGUGGCAGCACCCCACCUGCCGCUCCUCCUCACCGGCCGGAUUUCACGCAUCCCCUGAUUCCGAUCCCCUUUCUUUCCUUUCAGAUGAAGAGAAGACCAUUGGAGAUACUUCCACAGCUGCCCCUCCUAUCUCUCUCGAUGAUGAAUUUCCCAAGGCCACCUCCAUGGGACCUUAUGCAAGUGCAGGCUGGUCGGACCUCCCCAUAGAUCUCCUCAUCCGGAUACUGCAUCUCCUUGAGCUCCCCGAGGCCCUAGCCUUCCAUGCUGUCUGUCCAUCAUGGCGUUCUGCAUCUGUGGCCGCAGGCGGUGCCCCACCUCGCCGCACGCCGUGGCUUGUUUCCUUGGCAGCGGAGCCUCCUCCCGCAGGGGAUCAACAGCGCCGUGUGCGGCGUAGGUUAUGUGAUCCUGCUGCUACUUCUGAGCUCCGCAACCUCCUGGAUACUGAGAGAGAACUUUUCAGGUCAGCUUUCCCAGGGGCCAAGCUGUGGCCUGCUGCGGUGCCUCCCAUGGCUGGUUAAUCAUGGCAAACGAGCUCUCGGAUCUUGUCCUAUAUGACCCCUUCACCGCGGCGUUGAUCCCGCUCCCACCAAUCACCGGUUUUGCGUCGUGCAUACAGGGUGUCUAUGGAGACGAAGGGAAGAUCGUGGGCUAUCGUUACGGGUGUUACAUGAUAGAACGUGUUCAUGAUGUGCAGUCUCUCGGUGGGUAUUUCUAUGACAAGGUUGUGUUGUCCGGUCCUCCGUCCACUUGUCGCACUGUUGCUCUGGUCAUCCACCUGGACGGCAAGCGGCUCUCUUUCGCGAGAAUAGGAGAUACCUAUUGGCAACAAGUUUCGGUGAUCCGAAGAAACGGAGAUAGUUUUGCAGACUGUAUCUACCACCGCGGUAGGUUCUAUGCGGUGACAAUGGAAGGGAUAUUGAAGUCAUGGGACUUUAGUGGAUCAGACAAACCGAGGAAGAAAACGGUCAUUGCCGAGGAUGACAAUGACAUGUUCGACGACCCAGUUAUCACUAGGUACUUGCUUUCGACUCCUUGGGGUAAUCUCCUGCAGGUGCGUGUCUUUCUUGACACACACCAGGGAAACAAUGUCAGGAUUGAAAUAGACAGGUUGGACCUCAAGAGUCAGACAAGGGUAGCACUGAGCUCAGGGAAGGCUCUGCGGGGACAUGCGGCCUUCGUCGGACAGAAUAGCCCAGGCAUUUUAUCCACCAAAGAAUUCCCCAAACUAAGACCGGAUUGUAUCUAUUUCACAACUCCCCGCCUCAGAGAGCGCCAUGCUUUUGAGCAUCGCCGUAACCAAUGGAGCGGCGUGAAGGUAUAUGACCUGAAAAGACAGACACUUGAAGAUGCUUUCCCAUCUGGUGGAGGUCUUUACGGAACCAUCUGUCCAUUGGAAGUCUGGUUCACACCAAGUCUGAUCUGAUAGCCACGCUGUAACUUGGUGGAAAUAUGCCUCGAGUUGAUGGGAAUUCCCUUCAGAAAAUGAAUCAUCUGCCUCCAGGAUAAUUUCUCUUGUUUCUCUUUUGGCUGUUUUCAUGCCUGUGUGAGUUGUUGUCGUUUAGAAACGACGGGGUUUAGCAUGGAAGAAGGUUGCCAGCGACAAUUUUACACCGUCGCUCUUGGUGUUGGUUUUAUUAUACCUAAAAUCUCCAAAGUGCACGCGCACUAUUUAAA